UUGAUCGUUUGUCUUUCACAAAUAAUGGGCUCGUAAAUGCUCAAUCGAGUUAUAACUGUUGGUAUAUCCCGUGCUAAUUAACAUAACCUUUGAACAAAAAUUCGGAAAAUUUCGAAUCGUUCAUAUAAUUUUAUUGAAAUCAUAUCCGUGAAGAUUAUUUGUGCAUCAGCAGCAGAUUCAGAUCCUUAUUCCAUUGCGUCAUAAAUAACCGAAAAAUGCAAGUCGUAUUAGCGUUUCGAAAUUAGGCGGAAUUUCGUUUCCCUAGAAAUAGCAUAGACCUCAUGUUAAUUCGUACGUGUAUAAACAUUCUGCAUAUGCAUUUGUUGUUAGCCAUGGAGCUGGUAUCGCUUGCGAAGGAGAUGCUCCAGACAGUUGCGGAGCAAGCGGCUAGCUACCGUGCAGGGCAGACUCUCCUGAGAUGGCUGGACCGCGUGCUGUGGACAGUAGAGAAGUGCGCCCGAUGGGCUGUACCGCCACCGCUCGAUCAAGACGAGAGACCACAGCCCGAACUCGUCCGCCCAUUGCCGUGGAUAUUCUUCUUAGCGUUGCUUAUAACUCUGCGUGUUACCAGGGAAUCGAUAUCCCUGAUCAACUUGGCAAUGGGGAAACCGCCACUGCGCUCUGCUGAUGUGGUAAUGUACAUCCAAAGCAAACGUCGAUAUCUCCGCACUCUCAAAUAUCAAGGCAACCGCGUAAUGCGUGCGCGCACUAGUACCGGGCAGCCGCAGCAAAGCUGGUACAAUCGCAUACAGGCCCUCUUCGACUUCACUAUGUGCUUCCGUAACUCGCAUAACUACGGCAACAAUAAUACCACAUGUGUCAGCAACAACGACGAGGUGUUGGUAGUGAAGCGCAGUAAGCGCGGUCGUCAACCGACAGCAGUGGGAGUGGCCAGUGCUGUGGCGGCCGCGGAGACAACUAUGGACCGUCUCAUUGAGAAGAUGAUGCAGGAUCUUGAUGCCGAUACCGACGACGAUUCCAGUUUUACGUUAACCAACGUAACGAGUGUCAGAAGCGAUCGUUCGGACACUCCAGAAUCGGAUCAAGACUCGGUACUGCACUACGAUGGGUCCACGCCGCGUAAAUCUAAAACAUCGGACACAGACAGUAACACUGCGUCCAAUAACACUGAACAGCCAACGCCAAAGAAAAUAGAAUCGCCCAAAAAAGAGAGUGACGUCACAGAAAAAGAAGAACACGUCACUGCGGACGUACACCACGAAUCAGCAGAUGAUCAAGAAAAACAAAUUAACAACGAAACUUUAGAACAACAAGACAGUGACGAGUCGAGCGAUGAAGAAGGUAUGAAUGAAGCAACAGCGAUGACAAGAGAGGACGCAGCAUUACAAAUGGAUAUGUCGACUCCUCCACGAUCGGCCAAAGAGGAGUCUCAGCUGUUGAUUCAACAAGAAGGCAGCCCGUAUCAACGCCAACAUUCACCGAGCAGCGACCACAAAAAUGUGAAUGGACAAAUUCAGAGUUCUCCCAGCAAUAAGAAAGGUCUAAACGUCGACCAGAGGGAAUACAACCCAAAUAAUAUAUCCAUGUGAGGAGAACAGGUAAUAAAUAUUAAGGCAGCGUGGAAACGACGGACAUCAGACGAAAGACCGCGCCUGCUCACUUGACGGGGCCGCCACACUGCUCACGGCAGCGAAACAAUACGCGGUAAUUCGUGUACCAGCAGUAUUUUCUAUCAUAUCCACCCUGCCUUAUAUCCGCGCGCUCAUAUAAUCACGAACUUUUUAUCAGCCACCGGCGCGGUCAGGUUCGCACGUGUCAUUAUAGAACUGACUGGACUAUUGUAGGGUUUGGUAUACUGUUCGAAGUUAAAAUUUCAGGGUGCUAAAUAUCACUUGUUGCCUUUACAGAUGGCAAUUCUAUUUCAUUAAUGUUUUCUCUAUUUCAUCGCUAGUAACACUCUCAUGUUGUAUUGCGACCGUCGUCUGCACGCGGCCUGAAUUUACUACUGCCAAUAUGUUCAGCUCAAUAGGAACUGAAGAUAUUUUGUAAUAUUUUAAUGGAAUGUACUAGCUGUUCGCUUCGAGUUGGCCGUGACCGUCACUAAAUGACGUCAUAUGCACAUCAUUUGGUACCGUCGAAAAAGAAAUAAUAAUUGUAUUUUUACUUAGCUUUAUUUUCCACCAGUAAAAGACUAGUUAGGAGUUGAUAUGGCGUUGCUAGCGGUGAUUAGGUCUGCUACAUGCGCGGUACAGUGAAGCAGAGGCCAACACGAAGUGAGUGUACAUAUCAAAUUUCUAUCUCAGAAAUCAACCGAAAACAAAAGUACAUAUUGGCAUGCACAAAACUCAAAACUACUUUCUUUUUACUACGGUGAUGUAUUGUAUGUUUUAUGGAUAUAAAAAUAAUGCCUCAAAAUGUAAUUUUACCUAAUAUUGAAUUGAUUUGCUUGGACAAUUUUUUAUCAAUGGAUGGGUGCACGUGACUAGUUAUUAAUAUACUGUUUUUUUUUACAUUUGUUAAUUAUUUAUAUCAUAAAAAUCUUUUCUAUUGAAUUAUUCUACUAUUUUAACACAAAUUACAUGUAAGUUAAAUAUUUUGUAGUUCUUUUUAAUAGUAACAGUGAACGAAAUGUAGAUAUUGUAGCGUACGAUAUGUUUUGCGAUAUGUGUCGUCCAUUGAACAUGUUCGAUACGCAGUCACGCGCACAAUAUACAAAAAUACGUUAUUAAAAUAUUUAUUUUAAAUUCGAUAUAGAUAUUUAAUUGUAGCAUAAUAUGUAACAUGAAAAUCAAUGCAAAUGAAUCUGCUUAGGAAUUUCAGAAUCUGCGUAUAAUUUAUCGAUUAAUAUACUUUUUUUAUUAAUUUUGUAAUACAAAUCUGGUACAUAAUGCAAAUAAUUAUGUGUAACAUGCUGAAUGCUUAUAUUUUUUUAACGAUAAGUUGAAUCAGUUUUAAGAUAAGUUAAUAAGGUUUAUAAUUAAAUAGUGGUUGUAAGUUAGCGAUAAUUAUUGCACCUAAUUAUAUAUUUAUGAAGUUGUAAGUAAUUGAAUAAAAAGUGGUAUAUUUAUUAAAUAUUAUAUUCCAUCCUAAAACAGGGAUAGUUGUUAACAGUGACAGGGUCAAAAAUAUUAUGUAUAAUAUCGAUUUAUACGUGUAAACGAAAUUUAUGUUAACUAAUAUUUUUAAUAAACGCUAAAUUAAUUGUAUUUCAAUAUAAUUGAAAUAUUUAAUAAUAAAAAUAUUGGUGAUGACUGUACAGUCAACAGUACGUCAGGUUAUUCCAAUCUGUCGAGUUUUUCUACUUGAUUCUGAACCUUAUAAUUUGUGCGUAGAGUUUAAAAUCAAGCUAAUAAAUUUGACAUAUUGUAAUUUCAUUUUCAGCCAUGUGUAUGCUACAGUUCAGCAAUAUUGAUCACUUGUACCUAUAUAGUAGUUGUGACGCAAGUUAUUCUUGAAAUUGCAAUACUCAAUUGUUUAUAAUAAAAAUAUUAAUUUAAUGGAAGUAUGUUGUUUACGUAUAAUGUUUACGAAAAAUAAUUUCCAAAGAUUUGGCUGUGUGCAUCUGGUAUGUAGAACCUUAGAACAAGUGUUGUUCUAAGUGUAGAACAGAAGACUGAUAAAAUCAACUGUUCCUAUUUAUUAUUAUUAUCCUAAAUUUACAUGCUAUCUGAAUUGUUCUUUUUUAUCGUAAUGAAAUUUUGAAACGUGUUUAUCAAUUUAAAAAAUAAU
Diatraea saccharalis (sugarcane borer) is the source of this 3690-nucleotide messenger RNA. The record is from the annotation of a GenBank genome assembly. Lineage: Eukaryota; Metazoa; Arthropoda; Insecta; Lepidoptera; Crambidae.